Molecule: messenger RNA, 1113 nt
Organism: Ixodes scapularis (black-legged tick)
Lineage: Eukaryota; Metazoa; Arthropoda; Arachnida; Ixodida; Ixodidae
Gene: Bug22
Product: cilia- and flagella-associated protein 20
Exons: 5
Coding region: 308-889 (193 amino acids)
Biological process (GO): regulation of cilium beat frequency involved in ciliary motility; cilium assembly; positive regulation of cell motility
Cellular component (GO): ciliary basal body; motile cilium
Source: RefSeq, a predicted model, not a curated record
ACUUUUAUGACGUCAUCAGGCGGAAAUCGAGGGACCACUUUUUCGCUGCUUCAUACGCAGCGAAAUAUCAUGCGCCCCUUCCCCCCCCCUCCCCCUGCAUGUUUGUUGGUUGCGGUUGGUUGCUAGGUUUCCGUAGCGUCCAUGUGCCAACAUCAAAUCUUUUCCUGCUAUGACGCGUACGACAUCGCCAGGAUCGCCUACAGUUGACUGUAUAUUUGCGUCUUCAAUGUAACGUGAGCUUUCCAAGCACGCUAUCAAAUACAACUACCAAAGAGCGAGCUACCUAGAAGCUCAAAGAGUGACGAAAAUGUUUAAGAACACGUUUCAGAGCGGCUUCCUCUCUAUUUUGUAUAGCAUCGGAAGCAAACCAUUGCAAAUAUGGGACAAAAAGGUCAGGAACGGCCACAUCAAGCGCAUUACGGAUAAUGACAUUCAGUCUUUCGUACUCGAGAUUCUGGGCACGAACGUCAGCACUACGUUCAUUACAUGCCCGGCCGAUCCGAGAAAGACGCUAGGAAUUCGGCUGCCUUACCUCAUCAUGAUCGUCAAGAACAUGAAGAAAUACUUCACCUUCGAAGUUCAGAUCCUGGACGACAAGAACGUGCGUCGCCGUUUCCGUGCGAGCAACUUCCAGAGCACCACCCGAGUGAAGCCCUUCAUCUGCACCAUGCCCAUGCGGCUCGACGAGGGCUGGAACCAGAUCCAGUUCAACCUGAGCGACUUCACUCGCCGUGCCUACGGCACCAACUACGUGGAGACCCUCCGAGUUCAGAUCCACGCCAACUGCCGCAUCCGCAGAGUUUACUUUGCAGACCGGCUCUACUCGGAGGACGAGCUGCCUGCAGAGUUCAAGUUGUACCUCCCUGUCCAGGCCAAGGCCAAAGUGUGACAGACGCCAGUCGUGGGAGUGCAUCGAGCUGGCAAGACGGGCUACCUGGACUCGGACGAGACAUCCGUCUAGCCUGGCACAUAAUGUGCACCGCCGACAACACCAGGUUUCACGAGUCUCGCUGCAGUGUUUCUACCACGUGGAUUUGCAGCUGCCCCACAAGCACUCAUCACGUCGUCCGAUUCCGUUCAAUAAAUCCUCUACAGCACCUCAGCUACGCUGAA